Messenger RNA from Lactuca virosa, 270 nucleotides. The record is from the annotation of a GenBank genome assembly. NCBI's taxonomy places the organism in Eukaryota, Viridiplantae, Streptophyta, Magnoliopsida, Asterales, Asteraceae.
AUGAUCGUAAGAAAGAUCAGUAACCUGAAUAGAAAACCCAAUCGGCUUCAACCCGCCAUUAAAAUCGAUUUACAGCCAAAUCGAGCUCGUCGUAAAGGUGGAAAUAUUGGAAAAAAACAACGAUUAGAUCUCGGCUACACGAAGAACUCGAACUCUUCAUCACCACCGCUGGAAACCCUAGCUGUGCCGCCUGUCCAAACCAUAGCGCCACCAUCAGAUGGGAAUAGUCUCCAUGAAACCCUAGCCGCCACGAACAUCCCAAAUCUGUGA